AUGGCUCAGCUCCCGGCGCGGUUUCCUUGCUGGUGCCGAGCAGUAUAUUCCUGGGGUGGAGAGACCACACGAGAUCUGGGGUUCGUGGAGGGUGACUUGAUCGAAUGCUUGAAUGCAGGCGAUGGACAAUGGUGGAUGGGUCGAUUGCGCCGUGACAGGCGCGCGGUUGGACUGUUCCCAUCAAAUUUUGUCGAACUUCUGAGUGAAGACUUUGUGCCCGUGAGCCGUGAUACUACAAGUCCAAUGGUGCUAGCGGGAUCUUCUCCGAUCAACAAUCCCACAUCAGCCCCCAAGAAACAGAAGACCGUUUGGCGGAAACCCUUCCAGGCGCAUAAGGAAGCCGUAUCACCAGCUUCCGUUGCUCGGCGCGCAACCCAAUCUAGUCCAGCUGCGCCCGCGAUUCCCCAACCACCACCUCGCGAUGGUGGGGUUCCACGAAGCACGAAGCCACUGCGCACGCAUGCGACAGCUGUCAAGAAUCAAGGCUCAGUAUCUCGACCUCAAUCAACCUCCUCGCGGCCUUCAUCUCGCGGUGCCUCUCCUCGUUCGUCCGCAGAGCCCGAUCGGUCGCCAUCGAUGCUGCCGAGGGGAAGCGUCUCAUCCUCUCGGCCUUCAUCCCGCGAGCAAUCUCCUCUACAAACGCAGGAACGUUCAUAUGCAUUGACUUCGAAGGGCAGCGUCUCAUCUACUCGGCCUCUGUCCCGAAAUCCGUCCCCUUUACCAGUACACGAGCAUCCGGCUGGCACGACUCCACAAGGCAGUAUCACAUCUUAUCGGGCUUCGUCUCGUGAGCCAUCUCCGUUGCAAAUGCAGGGUUAUCCCUCCCCGACCAUACCGCAUGACAGUAUUCCAUCCUACCGAGGCUCAUCGCGGGAGCCGUCGCCAUUACAAAUGCAAGAAUAUCCGCCCCCUACUAUUCCCCACGGAAGUGCUUCGACUUAUCAGGUGUCAUCGCGUGAGCCAUCCCCGAUGUAUAUGGAGAAUCAACCACCUCCAACAAUGCCACAUGGAAGUAUGUCCUCAUACCGGGCUCCCUCGCCACUACCCAUACAGGAUCAUUCAUCUGCGAGGGUCCCACAUGGGCGUAUUCCAUCUUACCGGGCGCCAUCUCCGCUGCCAAUGCAGGAGAAUUCUACAAUGGGCUCACAUGGUAGUAUGUACCGGGAUCAUUCGCGUGAGCCAUCUCCAUUGUACAUGCAGGACCACCCACCUGCGCCCAUACCACAUGGAAGUAUGUCCUCCUACCGGGCUCCAUCCCCGUUGCCAAUGCAGGAACCUCCAUCAGGGCUCGUCUCUCACGGGAAUAUGUCAUCUUAUCGGGUCCCAUAUCGCGAGCCUUCUCCGGUGCCAAUGCACGAAGAGCGGGAAGACUCACCACCUCCUCCGCCCCCGCCGCCACACCGAGUUGUCGUCGGUCGUACGGAAUCCCACUCUCCACAGCCGCCAAUGCAAUCCCAACCACGAAGUCAUUCGCCGCUACCACAAAUGUACUCAUCCCAACAUCGCUCACACUCUCCUCAGCCGCCCAUGCAUUCUCAAGCACGAAGUCAUUCGCCGCUACCACCAAUGCACUCAUCCCAGCAUCGCGCAAACCCACCAAACCCACUAUCACACCACCAUCCGCCCCCGUCACGAUCCCCCACACCACUAGUUAUGAAUGACCGUUACGCAAUUUUUGAUCGAACCCCAUCUCCGUCUGCGGCUUCAAUGCACUCCGCUGUUUCUGCGACCUCAGCACAGUCAGACAUCCAUGGAAAUACACCAUCUCCGCUUCGGGAUGCCAUGGAAGAUGUAAUGACCUCAUUGGAAGACAUGGGCCUUCCUCGCCGAGACCAGUCGCCUUCCCCGUCCCCAGUAUUCAAUAAUCCCUGGGCCCCCGAAGCAUUUGAGACUUCGCAAGACAGGACCCCUCAAGGGAACAGACGCCGGGCUUUGACAUCAACGGGUUUUCAUGGACAUAAAGAGCAACCACAGAGUGGACUCGCCCACCGCAACAGCGUUUAUAGCCAUGAACAGAUGGAUGGUCCGCCUCAAUUGAACAACUACGUGCAAAGAAUGGAGAGCCGCCUACGGCAGCUGGAAAAUCAGAACAGACCGUCUGAUGAUCGAAGAGCCAAUCAGGAGGACGACAACGCUCCUCCUCCCCCUCCAAAACAUGCCACUUACCACCCGCGAAAUAAUUCUAUACCAGGGCAAUACGCUCCCCUCAAGGCACGGCGCUCAGGUCAUGAUAUUCGGGGUGAUAUCCUGAACCGGUCGUUUACCAAUAAAUCCAGUGCGACCAACUCAUCCAGUGGGGUGCAGAGCAACGGCACAUCCAUGACAACGAGCACAGACAAGACCAGUCAAAGCGUUAUGAGUGGUUUUUCUGCGGGUGGAUUCAGUGCUACGAGUGCAGGGAGCUUCGCCAGGCGAGGCGGGAAUGAGAGGCCGAAUACUGCUAUGGACACUGUCCGCUCCCGGGGUUUCAGUGACGUACGCCCGGAGACGCCUUUCACAGGUGUUUCGUAUCAUUCUAGUCAUAACUCGUCUCGCCAGGGAGCGUCAUCGGCUAUUCCGUGGUCAUCCACCGGUUUGGAUGCGACGGAUCACAGCGGUGUUUUUGGUGGUCUUACUACCCCAAAGAGCAAAAAGCAAGGGUUUUUCAAAAAGAUAUUUGAAACAGCCAAGACUGGCGCAGCCAGCGCAAGGAGUAGCAUUUCCGUUGGUCAUGGCGAGAGAUCGGGUUCUCCGACAAAGAGUAGCAGAGGAAUAGACGUCGUAUCACCAGCUCUCACGUCUCACUCCAACCGCGAUAGUGGUCGUGACCUAGGACUCGGAACGGGCACCAUUGACUGGGUUCAGGUACGCCGAGAUGUGAACCGAGCGUCGUCCCCGAGUCGAAAUGAGAGAAUCGACAGGGCAGAGAGAUGCCAGAUGAUGGACCACCCUGUUAUCUACUCUGUGGAAGAGCUAUACGAUACCGCGGAGGGCGAUGAAAGCAUCGAUGGGCAACCAAUCACCGAGCCAACUAAUUUCAACGCGGCCAAUCUCACCCUCGUUGAUAAGAGUGCACGUUUCAUUAGCAGUCUACCCCCAAUGACGAAUCCCAUGAGCCUCGCACAAGCCUAUAUCUGUCGACCAUAUAAGAGUGAUGUCCAGCGCCUUCGGGCCAUUUUUACCUGGGUCAGCGAGAAAAUAUCGUGGGAGGAACCUGUCGACGGCCUCGAAGUUGACAUGAAAAGACUUCUGCAGGCCAAACGAGGUACCCCAGAGGAAAUCGCACUACUGGUACACGAGAUGUGCGCAGCCAUUGGUCUGCAUACAGAAAUCAUCCGAGGAUUCCUUAAGAGCCCUGGUGACGUCCUUGAUCUAGAAAGCCUUUCCCAUCCCAACCACUGGUGGAACUCUGUCCUUGUUGAUGGCGAAUGGCGCUUUAUGGAUUGCGCACUUGCAAACCCCACGAACCCUCAACGUAGUAAAUUCGUUUCAAACAACUCUUCCAUAGCGGAGAGCUGGUACUUCCUUACACGCCCCCUUGAUCUCUGCUACACUCAUGUCCCGCUCUAUCCGGAAGAACAGCACAUCUGCCCGCCAAUUUCACCAGAUGUUCUGCUUUCCCUACCCACCGUGUGCCCACCAUUCUUCAAGCUUAACAUCCAGUUACCGGACUAUGACACAAGUCUUAUCCGUAUCGAUGGAUUGGAAGUUAUGCAAUUACGCAUGGUAGUACCUGCAGAUGUCGAAUGUGCUGCGGAAGUCGAAGCCCCAGGCUUUGCCCGCGAUGCAGAUGGCGACGUCUUCGAAAGUGGAGACAUCGUGCGCAAGCGUGCCCUGGUCCAGCCGGAUUGGAUCAGAGGCCAAAAACGCAUCACAAUAAAGGCUGUAUUACCAGGCGACGAAGGCCAGGGUGUGUUGAGGAUCUAUGCAGGUAAGAAAGGCCUGAUGCACACAAGCAGAGAUAUUCCCCAUCCCUUAGCUCUGGCCCUGCCAAUUCUCCACACUGGAGAGAAUCCAUCUUACGACUUUGUCCUGCGCCAUCCUACACCCCACGCCCAGCGACACGACUUGUACAUCAUGCAGCCGCAAUGCUCUCGCCUCGCAGUCAACAAUACCUUUGUGUUCGCUGUCCGGCAACACUCUGCUGCUCCCGCAUCCGCCAAGGACGAGACCUCUAAUGGCCGCGGCUCGCCCUCGUCCGUCUUCACUCGCCCCUCUAGUGCACUGAGCAUGGUGUCCAGCACAGCGGGUGGCUCGACUGUCUCGGGUGCCUCGAAUGAAUUCUCGGCAUCGACUUCGGCCAUUUCGUCGACUAGAUCAGCCUCUGGACGUGACAAAGCUGCGAAAUUAGCCAUUCAGUCUCCGUCCGGCAAGAUCCUUCGUCUUACCCGUAAAGCUGAACACAUGAUUGGCACUGAUACUGGCACCGAAUCAGUCACCGAUGCCGUCGCUGAGGGCAGUGUUUGGGAGACAGUUAUUAAGAUCGGUGAACGUGGUAUGUGGCGCGGUCUUGUGCUAGCUGACCGGGCUGCGCGCUGGUGUGUAUUCUGCGAGUGGGAAUGUGUUUGA
Molecule: messenger RNA, 4548 nt
Organism: Penicillium coprophilum
Lineage: Eukaryota; Fungi; Ascomycota; Eurotiomycetes; Eurotiales; Aspergillaceae
Product: putative SH3 domain protein (Cyk3)
Exons: 1
Coding region: 1-4548 (1515 amino acids)
Molecular function (GO): protein binding
Source: RefSeq, a predicted model, not a curated record